Ruditapes philippinarum (Manila clam) is the source of this 1155-nucleotide messenger RNA. Its product is annotated as zinc finger protein 862-like. The record is from RefSeq and is a predicted model, not a curated record. The transcript is spliced from 2 exons. The coding region runs from base 1 to 1155 and encodes 384 amino acids. Lineage: Eukaryota; Metazoa; Mollusca; Bivalvia; Venerida; Veneridae.
AUGCCGCCGAAGAAAAUAUUUAGAUUCGAGAAAAAUCAGUUGAAUUUGUUUCAUUUCGUAAGUAAGACUGACGGUAACAACAAUCCAGUUGACCCAAAAGAUAUUCUUGUGGCCACACCAUUAAAAUCCACAGAAAGUCAUAAAGACGAUCUAGUUUCGGAUGAUCAAAAUUCGGGCACAGUAAUCACUGACAAAAAAUGUUGGGAUCGUUGGGUCAAAAGCUAUCCAUGGUUAUAUCAAGAAGAUGGCAAAAUGUUUUGCAAGUAUUGUAAAAUUAAUGGGAAAAACAACUCUCUGACUAAAGGAUGCACACAUUUCCGCACAAGUACACUGUACCGACAUGAAGUAAUUGAUGACCAUAUUCAGUCAGUAGCAACCCCAUCACUUGCAGAAAACUUUCAAUUAGCAGUAAGUAAAGCCUUUUCGAAGGAAGAUGAGGCAAUGGUAAAAAUGAUUAAAACUGUUGUUUGGCUGGCAAAGGAAAACUUGCCAUUGUCAAAGUUUGAGAGUCUUGUAAACUUUUUAAACUCUGUUGAUGUACCUGGUCUUGAAGCACUUGAAUGUUCAGAAAAGGUGAAUUACAAGAGCUAUUAUACUGCAAAUGAGAUUCUAUCAGCAAUCGGAGACCAUCUAGACUGUAUAAUUAAUCAAAAGUUGCAUCAGUCGCCAUGUGUGGCGGUUCUUGCAGACGAAAGUACUGAUAUAGCAAAUAAGAAAAGAAUGACCAUUAAUGCUGUGGUAAUUGAUCCUGAAACUUCUUGUCCCAAUACUAUCUAUUUAAGAAAUGUGGAAUAUGAAGAUGGCACUGGUGUGGGCCUUGCAAGUGUAAUUGUGGAUGAAUUUUACAGACGGAACAUUUCAUUUGACAAGAUACUAGGUUUUGGCUCGGACGGUGCCAGUGUAAUGACAGGGUCUGACAGGGGAGUCAAAGGCAUACUUCUACGAAAGCAACCGCACAUGAUUCACAUACACUGCAUGGCUCAUCGCCUUGCUCUGUGCACAAGUCAGGCUGCUGAAUCUGUGCCCAACAUCUGCGAGUAUCAACGUUUCUUGACAAACCUGUUCUACUAUUUCAAGGCUUCUCCAUCCCGUGAACAGGAACUUCAUCAAGUACAGGCUAUUCUCAACCAUCCGGGUUGCUGCCAAAGAUCCUAA